Molecule: messenger RNA, 5589 nt
Organism: Brassica rapa (field mustard)
Lineage: Eukaryota; Viridiplantae; Streptophyta; Magnoliopsida; Brassicales; Brassicaceae
Product: dof zinc finger protein DOF4.4
Biological process (GO): regulation of DNA-templated transcription
Molecular function (GO): DNA binding; DNA-binding transcription factor activity
Source: RefSeq, a predicted model, not a curated record
AAAUAAUAAAAAUGCGUUAAAUUUAUUGCCACUUAAUUUCACUUCAUAUAAUUAUUUUACUUGACAAAAAACUCUUUCUAUUUCACUUAUUUUAGCCAAACACAUAAAAAUAGAUUUUUUAAUUAGUUUAUAAAAUCAGUUAUAAAUGAACAUUAUCUAUCCGUUUAUGUACAUGUUGUUCCUCCGGGUAUCAUUUUUUUUGGUUCUGAAACAAGGUCCCGUUUAAAUAUUAUAAAUUUAUGUGUGGAUUUUGAGUUGAGUCAUUCUAGAUCUGGAUGAAUUCAGUUCUGAUGUAUAGAAACCUAAAAAUAUCUAAGUAACCAAUGUUAUCUAAAACGGAUUCGGAUAUUUGUAACAAAAUAGCCAUAUUACCUGAUUCAGUCCAUGUCUUUUGAAUAUCAUUAGUUAUAUUAUGAUACAUCUAAAAAUAUAUAACAAUAAUUAUGAAAAAUAAAUAUCGAUGUAUAAAAAUGUACAAACCAAUACCCGCGCGGGUGCGCGGGUCAAUCUCUAGUUUUGAAUUAAGAGCACAACACCAUCUAUGCAUGUGCAUAAACCACUAGUCUACUACGUUCGGUGUUAUUACUAUUUGUUGUUCGAUGGUCAUAAAAUUCAUUUUGCUGUGGGUGUUCAGUACUUCGGUGACAUUCUUUUUUUGGCUUUUCACCCAAGCUUGUUAACCGUUUCUAUUUUUUUACUGCAAACCAUCUUAAUUUGAUUUGAAUAAAAGUCAUAACCAUUGUAUUGUGGCGCGAACCAUUUAUAAUAAUACUACAUUUUUUGAACAUUUUUUAAUAGACUUUGGAGUAUCUCUUUUUCCCGCUUAUUUCAAAACUGAGAUUUACCAUCCAUGACUAUAUAUAGAGAUAUAUCCCUCAAAAGGAUGAUACAUAGAGGUGCUUUGUGUUUUUGAAGAUAGGUUACUUGAUAUCGUGUUUAGUUAGCCGGUCUUGAAAAAUAGAUGACUUGAUACAAAAACCUUUUGUUAUGAGUGAGUCUCUUGCUUUCUUGAUACUCAUUUGCUUUGAAUAAAAGUCAUAACCAUUGUAUUGUGGCGCGAACCAUUUAAAAUAAUAAUACUACAUUUUUUGAACAUUUUUUAAUAGAUUUUGGAGUAUCUCUUUUCCCGCUUAUUUCAAAACUGAGAUUUACCAUCCAUGACUAUAUAUAGAGAUAUAUCCCUCAAAAGGAUGAUACAUAGAGGUGCUUUGUGUUUUUGAAGAUAGGUUACUUGAUAUCGUGUUUAGUUAGCCGGUCUUGAAAAAUAGAUGACUUGAUACAAAAACCUUUUGUUAUGAGUGAGUCUCUUGCUUUCUUGAUACUCAUUUGCUUUGAAUAAAAGUCAUAACCAUUGUAUUGUGGCGCGAACCAUUUAAAAUAAUAAUACUACAUUUUUUGAACAUUUUUUAAUAGACUUUGGAGUAUCUCUUUUUCCCGCUUAUUUCAAAACUGAGAUUUACCAUCCAUGACUAUAUAUAGAGAUAUAUCCCUCAAAAGGAUGAUACAUAGAGGUGCUUUGUGUUUUUGAAGAUAGGUUACUUGAUAUCGUGUUUAGUUAGCCGGUCUUGAAAAAUAGAUGACUUGAUACAAAAACCUUUUGUUAUGAGUGAGUCUCUUGCUUUCUUGAUACUCAUUUGCUUGCUAUUUAGACCUUUCAGUUCUCAUCAUCUGUAUCCAUUAUAAUAUGGUCAACUCUAAACACAUACUAUAAUUUAGUUUCUUACGCACAUUCCUUUUGGUAUCUGGUAUUUGGCAUUGCCGUUUAUUCUCACAAGAUGUAUCCACUUUAUAUAGAAAAAACUCCUAAACAUAUAUUUAUAUCAAUAAAUUUUCUUAUGAUGUGCCAGUAACAACAUGUAUAAUUAAGUCUGAUCUCUUAAUAAAUCACUAAUAAUUUUCUAGUAAAGUAAAUUAUCUAAGUGUUUUGUCGAUUUCGAAAAAUAAGGAUUUCAUAUUAAUAUUUGACUAUUUUUUCCUCAUAUUAGAUAUUAAUUUUAACUAAAGCAUUUCAUCAUUUUAAUCUAUUUAAAGAUGUAAAAUCUUGUGAAGAUGUUCAUAUAGAAAAAAUUACCUUCCGCACCAAUGAGACUGCGCGUGAGCUUACACGCUCGCAAAUACUCUCUUUCAUAAUAAACACUUACAAAUUACAAUUGCUUUGCCAUUAAUUGGCAUUAUACUCUCAAUGCCCCCUAGAUCUUUUUUAUGGUUAUCUUAACUCAUUUAUUCAUAUCUUAACUCUCAAAUUUUUAUAUACAUCCAAGAGUUAAGAAUAAGAGAGCCUUGGUUUUUGACUAAUAUUAGUCUAAGGUUUAUUGUGUGAAGAAAUCUUCAGAUUCUAUUAGUACACAACCUCUGACACGUUUUGCUCAUAAUCUCAGUCUUUUAAUAACAAGAUGCAUCUCUUCUUCAGUUUCCACGCCCCAAGAAUAUAUAUAAGAACCACUCCACAACACCAAAGAGCAUAACAACAACAACACCAAAACUAAGAAGAGCUCUUGAGAGAAAUGGAUAACUCGAAUGUGGUCGUUAGGGGAAACCGUCAAGUGAAUGAAGAGAAGCCUCCUCCGCGAGUGUGUCCAAGGUGUAGCUCAGACAACACCAAGUUCUGUUUCUACAACAACUAUAGAGUGACUCAACCUCGCUACAACUGCAGGAACUGUCGCCGAUUCUGGACUCAUGGUGGAGCUUUAAGGGACGUACCAAUUGGUGGAAGAGCCCGCAAAAUCAAGCAUAUAGAUCAGCCAUCUGUUUCUCAGGUGGUUCCUGAUGAGAUCCAGCAGGUUAAUCAUCACCAACCUUUCUCACAUGUUCAAGAAACAACCCAGUUUCUUGAACCAUUUGGUGGUUCUUCUUCCUCUGCUGUUGUUGGGAACCAUUUCAGUUCGUUGCCUGAAACUCAUGGUGAUAUGAUGCUUCCAACUCGAAGUAUUCCACCGAUGGAUCUCUUUGAUGGAUUGUUUCACCAAGGUUAUUACGGUGCUGGACUCAAUAAUUUUGUUGGUAAUCAUUUGAUGAACCAAUCAAUUGGUGGACAUGUUGAUAACUAUAACAGUUACCGCGUGAACCAAGAGAAUCCAAACAUGCGAAACCAGAGCUUCACCAACACCAUGAUCAUGAACCAUAAUGUCGGCACUAGUGAAAGAAGAGGAUAUCCACGCAUUGAUCACAUGAUCAACAACAACAACAACAACAACAACAACAAGUCUGUGUUUAGAUCCUCCUAUCAUUAGGAGAAGCAUGGUCCUUGAAUCAUAACCGUUUUACCCGUUUUCUCUUUAUAUUAUGCUAAUAAUGUUUUAGUUUUUCGUUUAUGGUUUGUGUUCGGUCUUCUUGUUUUUCAGCUCUGUUGGGUCUUUUUGAUUUAAGUUCUAAAACUAUGCAUCUUUGUUUCCUUAAAUAUUAAGACAUAAGUUACCUGUCUGGUCUUUUCUAUAAUAUAUAUAAUUAAUCAUCACCAGUUCGUUGUGGGUUUCAUAACUUAUUAGUAAAAGAAAUAUCUAUGUGUUUUCAAUUUUUUUAUGGAUUGCUCUGUUUUUCUGAAAACGCCUGAUAUACAAGUUAUGUUACAAUCACUGAAGAAAAGAUGUCUCUAAAAGAAAUUCAAAUAUACUUAAAUUUGAUUUAUGUAAGAUUAAAUAUUUAAAUUAACAUAAUAAUUAGUUCAAUUUAAAUAUUUGGAUGGAGAAUAAAUAAAUAUUUUCAGUAUUUUGAACAUUUUCUGUAAUUUUUUAUAUUUACUUGUGGCUAUAUUGAUGAUUUUUAGAUAUUUUUAUUUUCUGAAUAUCUAAUAGAUAUAGAAUUUAAAAUAAUUAACAUAUUUAAGUAUAUAGUGAUUUAGAUACUUUUGAUAUCCAAAAUAUUUUAAUUUGGAUCACAUUCAAGUCUGGUUAUCUGGAUAUUAAACUUUUAGAUUCAUCUGACUAACUAAUCAGUUUUAUUUUUUGUUUAGUAUUACUUUCAAAUCUAGUUUGGUUAUUCGGAUCCAUAUAUUUUACCUAGACUUUCUUUCUUCUACAUAAUAAAGAAAGAAUAAAAUAAAUAUAAACAAAUAUUCUAGGCUUAUUUAACAUCUCCUAUAUAUUAAUAGAGAAACAUUUAAAAAGUUAUAACUUUUAGUUUGUAUUAAUUAAAAAAGUGUCAUGCUGAGUUGUCACGUAAUUAGAAUGCUAAUUUUUCUUACAAGGCGGCUUGAGAAUCAAUUGAAAAUUUUGUUAGUCUAAAAUUAAAUUGAUAGGAACUAUUAUAUUAUAUAAUAUAUCCAUUAUGGACCAUUCAUUUAUCAAAUUGAAUUAUUUCCUUACAUAAAACCUAUGGAAUUACCAAAUGUGAUUAAGAUAUAUAUAACAAUAAUUGAUUUUAAAUAAUAAAGAUUUGCUAACAAUUUGUAUACUUUCUAUCAUUUUUGUUUAAUUAUUUAUUAUUAAAAUAAAUUACAUAAUUACAUUGAUCAUAUAAUAAAAAUUUAGAUUUUUUUUGUAUAUGUUGUCUUUUGAAUUUUUCAAAACGAGUAUAAAUUACUAAAACUGUUAAAAGUGUCCCAUAAACUUUUGUUAUCAAGGUUUAAAUUUUUUUCUAUAAUAAGAUACAAUGAUUAUAAAAUCAUAUGAAUAAAUAAUUUUAUUUUAAUAGGUGUUAUGUUAAUAUAUAUAUAUAUAUAUUUCAUAUCAUUUAAAUUAAACUAUAUACAUCAUAUGAAAAUACAUACUUAUAUUUUAAUAUCUACGUUGAAUAUAUAUUGAAAAGUUAAUAUUUUAAUUUUUGAAAUCUUCAUUGUUUUUUAAAUAAUUAUAAAUUAUUGAAACCACUAAGCAUUCCACAUAAAAAACAAAAUCGUUGGUGUAAAAUUUUGUUACACAAAUAUGCAAAUAAUCAUAAAAUCAUAUGAGUAGAAACCUCAUUUAAUAAAUAUCCAUAUUAAAAGUAUAUUGUAUAUCUAUGUUAAUAUCAUUUAAAUUUAAUUAUAUAUCAUAUACGAUAAAUAAUAUUGAUUGCUUUGAUUUAUUUACACUAAAGUGAUUGCGAUCGUUUAAUUUAUAUGUGCAUGUCAAUUUAUUACAUAAUAGUAACUGAUUUAUUAGUUACUUAAUAUAUAAUUAUUAUUUUAUUAUUUUAAAACAUGAAGAAAAACAUAAAAUAUGUAAUAAAUAGAAAUUAUUUAUUCUGGUCAAGGCGCGGGUCUUAACCAAAGUAUGUAUAUCUUUAAUAAUUUUAAAUCUUUAACAUUUUUAAAAUAUCAGGCCAAAACAAAAUAACGAAAUGAGAAUAAACUUAAAAAUAAAUAUUUAUAUCAAGUAAUAAACAAAAUGAAAAAAGCGACACAAAAAUGAAAAGAAAUAUUGAAGAUAUUUAGAACUGGCACGUGAACGUGUACUUCUCAUUACCAUAAUUAACUUUUAAAUUAUUAAAUCAUGAUAUAAAAUUGAGCUCUCAUAUUUUCAUUGUAACCAAAUAGUAGGCCUCAGAUUCUUCGGCAUAAACGUUAGGUUCUUAUGCGAUAAAUGAUUUUUUGACCUAAAAUUAUUUUUAAAUAGGAUCAGCUCAUAAGUAAACAAAUUAUAUAAUUAACAAAAAAAUUAAAAAAAUUAUUUA